GACCCUGUCAUAUUAAACAGAAAGUUUAAUCAAUCAAAGCUUACUCAAGGUAAAAUAGCAUUAGUAAGAACUUAACCAGUCAAGCCAAAAUAUCCACAAUGUUUCUUUUUUAAUAUUCUGUACUUAUGUAAUUUCUAGAUAAUGGGAAUUCGUGGCCUCUCCACGUACAUUCAUGAGCAUCUCAGUGAUGUUCUGGAGCGGCACAAGCUUCAUCAUUGCAGAAUUAUCAUUGACGGCAACAACUUAGCUCAUACCCUGUACUAUGAAUGUACGGGAAUAAAUUGUGUAUUUGGCGGAGAUUAUGAUAAAUAUGCCAGCUAUGUGGAACAGUUCUUUCAGAGGUUACAAUCAUGUGCGGUGGACACCAUUGUUAUUAUGGACGGUGGGCAGCCAUUGGAUGCCAAGAAGAUGAGGACAGUGAGAGAGAGAAUCCAAAACCAAAUCUUCAUGUGUAUUAGUGUUGAACCCAGUAACCAGAUGAAUUCAAAACUCUUCCCCUGCAUGGGGCGCCAAGUUUUUGUGACAACAUUACACAAAAUGGGAAUUAUGGUCUUACAAACGGAUUUUGAGGCAGAUGAAGAAAUUGCUAUGUUGUCCAAGAAAUUUGGUUUUGAAGUUCUUAGCAAUGACUCUGACUUUUAUAUGUGUGAUGUUCCAUUCAUUUUACUACAGACCGUCAAUCACAAGAAAAUAUGCACUGAAAAGACCAAGAACUCAACAAAGACCUUUAAUUAUAUGACCUGCCGUCACUUCAGCGUGGAGCGUUUUUGUGAGUUAACAGGGAUGGACCGUGCACAUCUACCACUCCUUGCAACAUUAUUAGGUAACGACUAUUUGGCAUUUGAUGUCUUCACUGAUUUUUAUGCACACUUUGAUGCUGGAGGAAAGAAACAUAAGUAUAUGAAACCACGUAAUGUGAUAAUCAAGAAUGUCAUAUCAUGGUUAGCAAGUCAGAAGGGAAGAAGUACAGAAGAUGUCAUUCAAAAAGUGGUUACACUCGCCAAUCGUAAGAAGUUAAAGCGCAAGAUACAAGAUUCAGUGAACCACUACACUGAUAUGAAAACCAACCUUCUUAGUUUUAUUUCUUUAGACUCUUGUGUUAAAUCCACCACAGAGGAACUGGGGGAACCUAAGUCCUUCUUGUAUAACAAUGAUUCUCAGUUUCUUAGUUGUUUACUGGAAACAAAAACUUUGACUAAAAAUUCUGAGAUAGAAACAGAUUUAGUUUUGAAGGAUGGCAGUAAACUUCCAAACUGGUUCAUGGAAGCUUAUCGCAAAAACAGGAUUCCACACGAGGUGGCAGAUAUUUUAACCCAGAGUUAUUUUAUUUCGCCCCCGCAAGUGGAAGAGAGAUGCUCAGACUGUUCAUACUUGGUUGUGGAGUCAAUUGUUAAGUCAAUAUACACUAUGCUGUGGCACAGUGUAUGUAGCCAUCAUCUUAACUCUCAUGAUAAAGAUGCUAAUAUGGUCAAGGGAAAGGGAGUUCAAGGAAAGUUACAAUAUAUUUCAUCCACUGGAGACUAUGGUCAGACAGGAGAGAGAGAUGAUCAUUAUGCCUCAAAUGUGAUGUAUGAUUCUGAUGUAGUGGUGGAGGAAGAUGAGGAAGAGAGUGGAGAAGACCCAGUAAAUAGUGAAUUAGAAGAAAUGCCACAACUUGAAGAGCAUCAUCAGAGAAUGGGAGAAGAAGAGGUUAGUGAUGAGGAAGUACCAGAAACAGCUGAAGACUUAAAAUUGGAUGAAAUGUGUGAAGAAGAUGAUGAUGAUACUGAAUUUAUGGUAUCAGGUAGAGAGAUCAGAACAAGAACAUAUGGCCUCAAGUGGUAUAUGAGAAAAGGGAAUAAACUUUGGAUUAAAACUCUUUCACAUUUGCCGAAGAAAAAAGCCAGAGCUUUGCCUUCUCUCAGUGAAGUUGGUUCAAUGUCUGCCUCAGAAAAGAAACAAGUAUUCUACUCUAUGCUUGGUUCAGGCACUGAAUUUAUGGAUCUUGAUAUGCCUGGUGACCUAGAGCUAAUUCUUGACUUCAUUAUUUACUGGUUCAGAAGUAGCAAACUGCCACUCAAGGAUCACCAUGCCUUAGCAGUGUUAAUGUGUGUAUUUAUGUUUUAUAUUAUUGAUGGUAAAAUGGGAAGAGUCAGAACAAAGAAAGAAUUUGAAGAAAUCGAAAAAUGCAAGGUUAAGGUGUCAGAUUUAUUAAGUGAUGCAACAUACCACAACCCACAUGCAAGUGUGAAGGAUCUCCUUGUGCACAUAUCCCAUGAAGAAUGCCUGGUAGCUGGCUAUAAUCUUUUUAAGUUCCACCAUAUGGAUCAAAAGAUCAACAAUAAAUACUACAGCAGGAAAACUGUUCAUGCCUUCAGUGAAUACCAAGCAUGCAUAUAUUUUAUGCAACUCUUGAACAGUUUGCUGUGUUCACCCUUCCCCAUGUUAAGUGUUGAAUGUCUUUGGGGUGGGACCUUCUGUUACAACAUUUUCCAUGAGCUAAAAAAAAAAAAAUCAAACCCUUUAGUUAAGAUUACCAAUUUUUUAGGAAGAGGAACUUGUCUUGAAAGGUUAUUUCUCAAGCUCUUCAAAAGGUUAGGUGUAGUUUUGAACUUACAGAAGUGUACCAGUAUGGUAGAGUUUGUGGAAAAUAUGAAAGUCCCUAAGAAAAAAUAUAAAGAAACAAACUCAAAUACUGAGAAAGAGGCUGUUGAAGAUACCAAGAUUAUUGAGAGAGAAAAAUGUCAGAACCUAACUGACGGAAAGGACACAAGUACAGAACUUUCGGGGAGAAAUAAAGUGAAGGAUACAUGCAAAGAAUUGUUACAAACGAAGAGAAAUAAGGAAGAAUUGUGUCGACUGGUCAACAACCGCUUUGCAGAACUUGUUCUUGACACAGACUCUGAUAGUGAUGGUUAAAUGGCCUUACUCUGACUUCAUUUGACAUGAAUCACUUGGGUCAAGUUGAAUAGAGUCAGUUGGUUGAAAAUCAUACAGCUUUUUAACUCGGGGUAUGACAGUGGUUGUGACAGCUUCUACACCUUAAGUAGAGUAUUGUACCUUUACUACUGGUCUGCCAUACUGUACCCAGUAAUCAUGGACAUCCACUGGAAACUGUACUGUAGAUUAAACAUUACAGUACUGUGUAUACAUUGGUAAUAUUCUCUCGCUCACUGUUUCUUGCUACAUACUGUUAAGAAUGUUGGGUCUGGUUAGUACUUUGUUUGGGUGACCUAACAAAACUAGAUGCUGUUGGCAUAGGACUCUACUGGAAACAAGCCUCUCAUGGCUUUGUUAGUUGUCCUUGGUUAAAUUGACUGAAUAUCGAUUAUUAGUUGCAUAUACUGUAUAUAAUUUAGAGCAAAUUUAUAAUACAGGUUGUACCUCUCUAGUCUGGCAUUCUGUGGUCCGGAACGAUUUUAGUUUGCCCAUGGAGAAAAUUAAUUUGAGUGGUACUU
Homarus americanus (American lobster) is the source of this 3437-nucleotide messenger RNA. It is a transcript of the gene ast, whose product is annotated as protein asteroid-like. NCBI's taxonomy places the organism in Eukaryota, Metazoa, Arthropoda, Malacostraca, Decapoda, Nephropidae. Bases 142 to 2898 code for a protein of 918 amino acids. The record is from RefSeq and is a predicted model, not a curated record. The transcript has 4 exons.